Messenger RNA from Momordica charantia (bitter melon), 2572 nucleotides. NCBI's taxonomy places the organism in Eukaryota, Viridiplantae, Streptophyta, Magnoliopsida, Cucurbitales, Cucurbitaceae. The record is from RefSeq and is a predicted model, not a curated record.
GACAUACUCGAGAAGGAGACGGCCAUCGCAUUGCUCCACCUUCAGUUCAGCUCCCUCCCUCCGUCGAUCUGAGGCCAACCAGAACCGCCGCCUUCUCUCACAGUUUCUCACCGUGAUCGCCAUAUCUUCUACCGAUAGCUUCCACAAUUCAAUGGGAGUUUGAUGCCAAAGCAUUAACCGGAAGCCAAUAUGUCCGUACUGAUUGUAACUAGUUUAGGGGACAUUGUUAUCGACCUGCACACCGAGAAGUGCCCCUUGACCUCCAAGAAUUUCUUGAAGCUGUGCAAAAUUAAGUACUACAAUGGGUGUCUGUUUCAUACAAUUCAGAAGGAUUUUACUGCUCAGACUGGUGACCCGACUGGCACUGGGACUGGUGGUGACUCAAUCUAUAAAUAUCUAUAUGGAGACCAGGCUCGAUUUUUCAGUGAUGAGAUUCAUCUCGAUUUAAAGCAUUCUAAGACUGGCACAGUUGCAAUGGCCAGUGCUGGAGAAAAUCUUAAUGCUUCUCAGUUCUAUUUUACCUUGCGUGAUGAUCUCGAGUAUCUUGAUGGCAAGCACACUGUAUUUGGAGAGGUAGCUGAAGGACUUGACACUUUGAGUAGGAUUAAUGAAGCCUACGCAGAUGAGAAGGGCAGACCAUACAAAAAUAUCCGAAUCAAACACACCUAUAUACUGGACGAUCCAUUUGAUGAUCCUUCCCAGUUAGCUGAGUUAAUACCAGAUGCUUCACCAGAAGGAAAACCAAAAGAUGAGGUUGUUGAUGAGGUGCGGCUGGAAGAUGAUUGGGUGCCACUGGAUGAGCAGUUAGGCCCAGAAGAACUUGAGGAGGUUUUUCGUGCAAAGGAAGCUCACUCUAGAGCAGUUGUGCUUGAAACUAUUGGAGAUAUCCCUGACGCUGAGAUAAAGCCUCCUGAUAAUGUGUUAUUCGUUUGUAAAUUAAAUCCAGUCACAGAAGAUGAGGACUUACAUACAAUUUUCUCCCGUUUUGGAACUGUCUUAUCGGCUGAAGUUAUCCGUGAUUUCAAGACUGGAGAUAGUUUAUGCUAUGCCUUCAUAGAGUUUGAGACGAAAGAGGCAUGUGAACAAGCAUAUUUUAAGAUGGACAAUGCUCUGAUUGAUGAUAGAAGGAUACACGUGGAUUUCAGUCAAAGUGUUGCAAAACUAUGGUCCCAAUACAGGCGCAAAGAUUACUCAGCAGAUAAAGGAAAAGGCUGCUUUAAAUGUGGUGCUCCCGACCAUAUGGCAAAGGAUUGCACCGGUGGACCACCUGCAAAGUUCAUCUUGAAGGACGAUAACGUCCAGCAUGGUGGAGAUGAAUCUAGAGACCACGGGAAAGAUAAGCAUAUAGAGAAGCCAAAUGAUCGGAAGCAAAGGGUCAAUAGUCGAGAGCGAUAUCCAGAAAAGAGGGGUGCUAGCGAUAGGCAUGAAUCAAGUGACAGAAAUAGAUCCAGGGAGAGAGAUAUGCAUCGAGAAAAUAAAGCAAGACACUCCAGUGGGCACAGAGGAGACAGGGAUGAUAUUGAUGACCGGAGGCACCAUGAAAUACAAAGGAAGAGACAAAAUGACCGAGAUGAUGACUGGAAAAAGGAGUUGGAUUAUCACAAAAGAGCUUCAAAUGAUGAUGACGCUUAUGACAGGAGGGAUUAUGAAGCUAGUAGAAGUAGAAGUAGAAGGGAAUAUGGUGACAACCAGGAAGGGAGGAAGGAUGAAGAUUAUUAUGGCAGAAGGCAUGCAGAUAAGGGUAGCCAUGCAGAGAAAAAGCAUGAGAGAGAUGAUAGAAGAAUAAGUACAGAUGAUAGUCGAGAAUAUAGGAGAGACGAAAGGGGUCAUGGAAAAAGAAAUUUGGAUGGUGACAAAGCAGAGGUGAAAGAGGGGUCGCAUUAUAAGAAAAGAUAUGCAGCUGAUGAUGGUUACAAGGACAGGAGAGACGAGCGGGAACCCAAAAGACGCAGCAAGGAAGAAUAUUGGGUCAGAUGAGGGAUGAGCUAUUUAAAUUGAAAGUAGAGAGCAUGUCACAAGGGCAUGUGACAAUGGCUAUAAGAGCAGAAGGCAAGAACUAAAAUGGCAAAGCAGGGAAAUUGACAACUUCCAUGGUAGUCUUCUAUGAUAUGUUGUUACCUGUGGAUAAAAAUUUGGGUUGGAACACAAUUUACUGCCUUUUGACCCUUAUAAGUAGGCCUUUUUUUCCCGAUGCAUUCUUCAAAUAAUGAUACUUGACCAUUCGUUUCUCAAUGCAAAUUUGUUUCCUCUUUCUUUCUCAAUGCUUCAGUAAUGAUGCCUGAGUACGACCAUUCCUUUUUGAAUGACCUUGUAGAUUCACUGAAAGUUGGAACCAAACAACGGUAUGAUCGAAGACAAAUUUGAUCCAAUUAUUUAGUGUGAUAUUGGUGUCAUUAAUUUGACGGUAGUAAUGAGCAAGGAGUCAAUGUAGGUGGGAUGAAAAAUGAAUGACAAUGGAAAGGACAAGUUGACUUCUGAUUAGGACAAAGUUACAUUUAGGGAUACUGCCAAUAUUGUUGGUACAGGGAGAAGCUAUAAAGAACAUUAAAUUCAGAGGCAAACAUUUUCCAAA